Molecule: messenger RNA, 3330 nt
Organism: Kazachstania africana CBS 2517
Lineage: Eukaryota; Fungi; Ascomycota; Saccharomycetes; Saccharomycetales; Saccharomycetaceae
Gene: VMA1
Product: H(+)-transporting V1 sector ATPase subunit A
Exons: 1
Coding region: 1-3330 (1109 amino acids)
Biological process (GO): intein-mediated protein splicing; ATP metabolic process; proton transmembrane transport
Cellular component (GO): fungal-type vacuole membrane
Molecular function (GO): endonuclease activity; proton-transporting ATPase activity, rotational mechanism; ATP binding
Source: RefSeq, a predicted model, not a curated record
AUGGCUGGUGCAAUUGAGAAUGCACGCAAGGAAAUAAAAAGAAUCUCGCUAGAAGACCAUGAAGAAUCAGAAUAUGGUCAAAUUUAUUCCGUUUCUGGUCCAGUUAUCAUUGCGGAAAAUAUGAUCGGUUGUGCGAUGUAUGAACUGGUCAAAGUCGGUCACGAUAACCUAGUAGGUGAAGUCAUUAGAAUUGAUGGUGACAAGGCCACCAUUCAAGUUUAUGAAGAAACUGCAGGUGUCACUGUCGGUGACCCUGUUCUUAGAACUGGUAAACCGCUCUCUGUGGAAUUAGGUCCAGGUCUAAUGGAAACCAUCUACGAUGGUAUCCAAAGACCUUUGAAAGCUAUCAAGGACGUCUCUGAAUCAAUCUACAUCCCAAGAGGUAUCGAUGUUCCUUCUCUGAGUAGAGAAAUUAAAUGGCAUUUCGUUCCUGGUAAAUUGAAAGUAGGUGAUCAUAUCUCAGGUGGUGACAUUUUCGGUUCCAUAUUCGAAAACUCCCUUCUAGAGAACCAUAGUAUCCUAUUACCACCAAGAGCAAGAGGUACAGUCACAUGGAUUGCUUCUGAAGGUGAAUACACAGUGGACGAAAAAGUUUUAGAAGUAGAAUUUAACGAUGAAACUUACGAAUAUACAAUGUACCACACAUGGCCCGUUCGUGUUCCAAGACCUGUUGCUGAAAAAUUAUCCGCUGACCACCCACUGUUAACCGGUCAAAGAGUCCUGGACGCUUUGUUUCCUUGUGUUCAAGGUGGUACCACUUGUAUUCCAGGUGCUUUUGGUUGUGGUAAAACAGUCAUUUCACAGUCUUUAUCUAAAUAUUCAAAUUCUGAUGCCAUUAUCUACGUCGGUUGUUUCGCUAAGGGUACUAAAGUCUUAAUGGCAGAUGGUUCAGAUAGGGCGAUUGAAGAUAUUAGCAUUAAUGAAAAAGUCAUGGGUAAAGACGGUACUCCAAGAACUGUCAUCGGUUUACCACGCGGAAGAGAAACUAUGUAUCAGGUUCGUCACAUGACGUCAAAAAGAAGUUCUGAUGAAGCUUUUGGUUCCAUGGAUUAUGUUUGCUCGGCUAACCAUAAAUUGGUUCUUCGAACCCCACAGCGUGUCAUUCUAGAUUCUUACGAAUUAAACAAUCAAAAGUACACGACUGUUACUUAUUUCACUCUUGAAAACACAAGAUACGGCCAAAUUGUUAAAAGAAUGACUAAAAGUUUCCAACAUCCAGCUUCUGAAAUUGAUGGACAGAGCACAAGAAAUGCACGCACUUUCGCUGCUACAAUUGAUAGAGCACCAAUCGAUUGGGAUAUUGAAGCUAGAGAUUACGAAAAACUUGGUUAUCACGUUAAAGAAGCUUCAUAUCAAUUAAUUAACCCAGUCUUCCAAGAAUCCGGAAUUUUUGCAGCCAAACUCAAUAAUUUCGGUUUUGCCAAAAAAAUUGCCCCAGAAAUGGCAUGGUUACUUGGUUUCUGGGUUGGAGCUGGUGAUAUGGAGCAAUUUUCAUUUUCCAUUGCAGGGACAGAAACAGAACUUAUCAGCCACAUUGUCAAGUGUGCUAAUUUAGUUGGUUUAACCAUUACUUCCACUGAAAUCUGUAAUAGCUUCAAGCGCGAUCAAGGAUAUGAGGAAGCUAAAUUAGCUGGAAUGGCCAAAGGUAUACCUGAGGAAGCAGGUGUUGUUGUCUUUGAAGAUGAUAAAGAUGGUCAACCUGCCGAGAACGUAUUGGUGGCACUGGAUAAGUCUUCGGUUCAACCUUUUGACAUUCACAGCACACCUUCCGAAUCCAAAAAUAAUUUGCUUCUUUCUUUAGAAAGUGAGGAUAAAGGUGCUUUCUUCAAUAAACUUGUUGACACUUUGCAUCUCAGAGUAAAGAGCAGUAACGCCAACGGUUCUUCUUACGUAAAAAAUGUCCCAUUAGACUUAUCUUCUGAUGAUAUUGUUAUCCGUGAACAAUUCUUAGCAGGUUUACUUGACUCCAGAAAAUGUUCAACAGAUUUCAUCACCUACUCUCCUAAGAUUUCAAUGGGCGUUAUAAGAUUAGCUCGUUCCUUGGGGAUAAAGGCUGCUGUUAAUGAUGGGAAUAGUGAUUACGGAAGCGUUAGAGGAGAUUCUCUUCCUCCUAAAUAUAAGAUCCAAUUAGGCGGUACUGCCAUCCAUGGUGUAUACCAAUACAGUUUCUACAAAGGUUUCCCUAGCGUGGAGCCAUUUGAAAGGAAGGGUAUUCCAUUUUUUUUCACAUUGCAGGAAAAACCCGAGGAUGAUUAUUAUGGUAUAACUCUCCCAGAUGCAACUGAUAAACAAUAUUUACUUUCGUCAUUAGCUUUGGUGCAUAACUGUGGUGAACGUGGUAACGAAAUGGCAGAAGUCUUAAUGGAAUUCCCAGAAUUGUACACGGAAGUUAAUGGUAGAAAAGAACCUAUUAUGAAACGUACUACUUUAGUGGCUAACACAUCGAAUAUGCCGGUGGCAGCAAGAGAAGCAUCCAUUUAUACUGGUAUUACAUUGGCAGAAUAUUUCAGAGAUCAAGGUAAGAAUGUUUCUAUGAUCGCUGAUUCAUCUUCAAGAUGGGCUGAAGCUUUGAGAGAAAUUUCUGGUCGUCUUGGUGAAAUGCCUGCUGAUCAAGGUUUCCCAGCUUAUUUAGGUGCAAAAUUAGCGUCAUUUUAUGAAAGAGCCGGUAAAGCGGUUGCACUUGGUUCGCCAGAUCGUACAGGUUCCGUCUCUAUUGUUGCAGCUGUUUCACCAGCCGGUGGUGAUUUUUCAGAUCCAGUUACUACUGCAACUCUGGGGAUUACUCAAGUAUUUUGGGGUCUAGAUAAAAAAUUGGCUCAGAGAAAGCAUUUCCCAUCUAUUAACACGUCGGUAUCAUAUUCUAAAUAUACAAAUGUCUUGAAUAGAUUUUAUGAUUCUCAAUAUCCUGAAUUCCCAACUUUAAGAGACCGUAUGAAAGAGAUAAUAUCUAAUGCAGAAGAACUGGAACAAGUUGUUCAGUUAGUUGGUAAAUCUGCUCUAUCAGAUAGUGAUAAGAUUACUUUAGACGUUGCUACAUUAAUUAAAGAAGAUUUCUUGCAACAAAAUGGUUAUUCUACAUACGAUGCGUUCUGUCCAAUUUGGAAGACAUUUGAUAUGAUGAAAUUGUUUACUUCUUAUUACGAUGAAGCACAAAAAGCCGUAUCGAAUGGUGCUAAUUGGUCGAAAUUAUCCGAAGCUACCAAUGAUGUUAAGCAUGCAGUUUCAUCAUCCAAAUUUUUGGAACCAAGUAGAGGUGAAACAGAAGUUCAUAAUGAAUUUGAAAAACUAUUAAGUAACCUGCAAGAAAGGUUUGCCGAAUCAACAGAUUGA